AUGGAAAAGUUUGAUUUAAACGUAACUUUACCACCAUUUCUCAAUGGGGGUCGCCAAUUUACAACUGAUGAGGCUAAUGAAUCAAGUAGCAAAAUUUCUCCUCCUAUUUCGAUAAUAGGCGUUUUUCAAUUGAAACGGCCACGUUCCUAUCCUGCAGAAAAGGCAACAACAACAGAUUUGAAUGGAGCUGUAAACUAUGGGAUUUAUAGGUGUAACGAUUAUCCAAACAUCAUACGUGUUCCAACUAAAUCUGCUCAUGUAAAUCGAUUAACACGUAAUCCCAUCAUUCAAUUUACAUCUGACGAGGUUUUGGAAUGGUGGUGUGACUGUGCCAUAGGUAAUGGGCUUUUAGGAUGUUACAGUCACGUCGCUUCUGCGAUAUGGUUUCUAUCUUUUCAACGCUGGCAACUGAACAGUCGAAACAUACCUUCAAGAAAUUUCAUUAAUUACGUAACUGACGCUCCAUAA
Rotaria socialis is the source of this 468-nucleotide messenger RNA. NCBI's taxonomy places the organism in Eukaryota, Metazoa, Rotifera, Eurotatoria, Philodinida, Philodinidae. The record is from the annotation of a GenBank genome assembly.